UAGCGGAAAAGCUGCCCUCAGUCAACAUGGCGCGGGCGGCGUCAGUCGCGUAGGGUGCCAGGUCCUUCCGGCCCGCGAGCGCUCGAGGAGCUUCGCGCGAUCUUCGGAGGCGCGCGCGCUGCAUUGUGGGAUGCCGGAGGCGAAGGCGGCGGUCGCGGUGGCUGCGUAGGACUGAGUGGCGCAGCGGCGGCGGCGGGGCCGGGGAGAUGGCUUCUUGGAGCGCGCCUUCGCCUAGCGUUGUAUAUUUUGAGGGCCGUACCUCCUAUCCGUGUGGCUAUUGCAAGAACAGCUUUGGCAGUCGCGCCCAUGGCAUGUGGGCACAUUCCAUGACAGUGCAGGAUUAUCAGGAUCUCAUAGACCGAGGAUGGAGAAGAAGUGGAAAAUAUGUGUACAAACCUGUCAUGAAUCAAACAUGCUGUCCUCAGUACACAAUAAGGUGUCAUCCUUUACAGUUUCAGCCAUCAAAAUCUCACAAGAAAGUUUUGAAAAAAAUGCUGAAAUUUCUGGCUAAAGGAGAGAUCUCGAAAGGCAAUUGUGAGGAUGAGCCCAUGGAUUCUACAAUGGAGGAUGCUGUUGAUGGUGACUUUGCAUUAAUGAACAAGUUGGAUAUAAAGUGUGAUCUUAAAACACUCAGCAGUGACCUCAAAGGAAGCAUAGAGAGUGAAGAGAAGGAGAAGGAAAAGACUUUAAAGAAAGAAGAGUCUAAAGAAUUAAUUCAUCCACAAGCUAUAGAGGAGAAGUUGGCCUCUGGUGAACCAUCACAAUCAAUCAAAGUUCAUAUUGGUCCUAAGCCAGGUAAAGGGGCUGAUUUGAGUAAGCCUCCAUGUCGAAAAGCAAAGGAAAUGAGGAAAGAAAGGAAAAGGUUAAAACUGAUGCAGCAGAACUCAGCUGGAGCCUUUGAGGGUUUCCAGGCUCAGGGUCAGCCAGUGUGCUUGUUACCCAAGGCUAAAUCCAACCAGCCCAAGUCACUUGAAGAUUUGAUUUUUGAAUCUUUACCAGAAAACUCAUCGCACAAGUUAGAGGUGAGGGUGGUAAGAUCUUCUCCACCAAGUCCUCAGUUCAAAGCCACAUUUCAGGAGUCUUACCAGGUCUAUAAACGUUACCAGAUGAUUAUUCACAAGGAUCCACCUGAUAAGCCAACCGUGAGCCAGUUUACAAGAUUCCUUUGCAACUCACCAUUGGAGGCAGAGCGCCCUGCUAAUGGACCGGAAUGUGGUUAUGGCUCUUUUCACCAGCAGUACUGGCUUGAUGGGAGGAUCAUUGCUGUGGGGGUGAUAGACAUUCUCCCGUACUGUGUGUCUUCUGUGUAUCUGUACUAUGAUCCUGAUUAUUCAUUUCUCUCUUUGGGUGUCUACUCAGCAUUAAGAGAAAUUGCUUUUACUAGACAACUGCAUGAGAAAGCAUCACAACUCAGCUAUUAUUAUAUGGGUUUCUACAUUCAUUCCUGUCCCAAGAUGAGAUACAAGGGUCAGUAUAAACCUUCUGAUUUGCUGUGUCCUGAGACAUAUGUCUGGGUACCCAUUGAGCAAUGCCUGCCUUCUCUGGACAACUCCAAGUACUGCCGUUUCAACCAGGACCCACAAGCAGAGGAUGAAGGGCGCAGCAAGGAACUUGACCGACUUCGGGUGUUUCACAGACGAUCUGCCAUGUCUUAUGGUGUUUAUAAGAACCACCAAGAAGACCCAAGUGAGGAGGCCACUGUGCUGGAGUAUGCAAACCUCAUAGGGCAGAAGUGCUCAGAGAGGAUGCUGCUGUUCAGAGACUGAAGGCCCGCACCCAGCCCAGCCCAGCCUGGGCUCUCCUGCCACAGCCCUGCCUGCGUCUCGGCUCCUGCAGCCACUCACCAAGUACAUUCGUAGAGCUUUUUAAAAAUAUUUUGUGGAAUUGUAUUUAUGAGAAUCUUGUGGUUAAUAUAAAGAUUUUAAAAUAUUCUAUGAUCGAGUCCUUUAAUUGGGACUUGUCCUUUUGGAGUUUGCUUCUGGAGCAAAGUGUGCUAAAUGUCUCCAGUAAAUAUUUAGGGAAGGAAAAUGAAGAUCUGAAUCUAAGUAAUUUCCUCACAGUUACUGUUUUGUCCUGGAGAAAUUCUCGCACAGAGACUAUUCUCUUAGACCAGUGGUUCUUAACCUGUGCGUUUGCCAUACCCACAGGGGCCAUAUGUUAGAUAACCUGUGUAUAAGAUUCAUUACAAUUCAUAAUUGUAGCAAAAUUACAGUUAUGAAGUAGCAACAAAAUAAUUUUGUGGUGGGGGGUGUUUAUCACAACAUGAGGAAUUGUAUUAAAGGAUUGCAGUAUUAGGAAGGCAGAGAACCACUGGCUAAGACCCAUGCAAGGCGUUAGUUUAUGCUGGGAAAUUCAGGUGGGGUCAAAGGUGAAGAGCACAUUCCAUCUCCAGGAAAUGUGCCUUUCCCACAAACCAAAACUCUGUUACUCUGUUUGAUAUUAAAUUCCUCCAGUGUUGUAGUGUAUUAUUAAUAGACAAAAGGAAAUGUAAACAUUGCAAACAUCAGGUAUUCACUUUGAGUGUCUGUCCAGGAUGGUCCUGCCCAUGUCUGUUGUCUUGGCAUAACUGUUUUCCCUAUUGCUAGUGUUCCCUUGUGCCCCAGAGUUAUCUCAGUUUGGAUGAUAAAAUAUGGAGUGAUUUUAGUGGUGUUUGUUUUAUUUCUACAAAUAUAAGAAGCAACUUUUUAAAGAAAUGUAGUAACUCCUGCUUGAUCUGAGGCUUAUCCAAAGAAAAUAGGUUCCUUCUUUCCAUUCUCUGGAACUUAGAUGCUCUUUUGUGAUUAGUGAUAGCAGUGGUUAUUAACUAGUCUCACAGCUAUGCACAAGCCAUAGUGGAGAUGGUGGGGCCUAUAGCCACUGUAUUCCUCUUCUGAUUGUGGGUCAGAGAGUAGGCACUGCCAUUGGUACUUCAGAAUGGAGACCAGCCACUCACUUUCAUUCUUGUGAUGUUGGGCCUUCUGCCUGCUCACCAAAUGCCUGCUCUCAAGGAGCCAGCCAGCGGUUAGUGAGGCACAUCAGGCAUGGCAAGGAGAGGCUUCCCUCAAGUGUGCUGGAAGCUGGAUGCACAGGUUAGCUCUUUGUUUGUACUCGUUCUCAGCUGGACACGUCUGUGUUACCUGCCUGGCCUUGGACCUGCUGAGAGCACCCUGUCCUACAGUGAGGGUAGAGUUACUUUAUUUCUUUUUAUAAAAAUUAAUUUUAAUAGUAAGCAACUAAAACACUAAGAAAUUAAAAGUCAUUUGAAAUCUUCCCAGGUAUAGAGAAAGGAGCAUUAUAGAAGCCCACAAAUCUCUAGCCCACUCCAAAUAAAAUUGUGCAUUCCUUGCUAAGUAGUUACCCUCAGUGGUAACUUUGAAUGCAUCUGAGAUUGAAGAUUGUAGAAAAUGUGAUAGGUAAUCUCAGAAUUAUUAAGUAAAAUGGGAUCAGCAUAUAAGCCCUUGGCAUUGGGUAGCCAGGCAUACUAAAUCCCCCUUUUCCUCGUAGGUGGUAUAUCCAUGCUACCACAGUUUGGGGGGAGGGGUUCAGCCCAAUAUCUUACCCUAGCUCUGGGAAAAUGGCUCACUGUCCCUGUUUCUAUACUGAUGAGCCUACCCUAGGGUGGCCCCAGUGAGGCUUCAGAGCAACUUGGGCAUGAAUACUCUUCAGGUCAGUUGCAAUGUUCUCAUUUUCUCUCCCUCUCUCCCUCCCUCCCUUCCUCCCUCCCUCCCUCCAUCUAUCCCCCCAAUAUAUUUUUAACUAAUAUGAAGUCUUAGGGGUCUAGAUAUCGUCAAAGAUGUGCCCUUGGGUGGGGCUGAGGAGAUAGCCCAGUUAGUACAGUGCCUGAGUUCAGUUCUCUAGAGCCCAUGUAAAAUGCUGGGUCUGGUAGUGUGUGUUUGAAAUGCAGGCAUUGGGGUUUCAGUAGAGGAGUACCUCUUGGGCCCACUGGCCAGUGGCAUAGUCAGUGGGCAUGAAGCCAUUGAGAGACCCUGUUUAAAAGGAGGUGGACAGCAUUCAUGAGGACAUUAGGUGUUGUCCUCUAUGCAUGGGUGACAAAAAGGGACUUGCUAAUAUUUUGAGCUCUCGAGUGAGAGUGAGUGUCCAUCACAGCUAGGAUAGGACAGUCAAGAAAAGUAUCUCAACUUGGCAUUUUUGCAAAAUCUAGCUGAGGUAUUUGAUUCUAUCAGUGCUUUUCAGCUAAAGAAAGAUGUGUGAAAGGAAGCCUUUCAGGGACAGUCUGUCUUCCCCAGGCAGGAAGGUCUGUAUACUCCAUCUCCUCCUUUAGUCCCCUUCUGAGUUCAGGUAAAGUCACAGCUCCCUCCAUGCCAACAGCACAGGGGUCAUUUUGAUUCUCAGUGUACCAUCUUUAUUUAAAUUAUUUUCAGUUCUCUGAGACUUUUGUUACUUUUAUUACAGGUAAUCUGAGCACUUUUAUAUUCUAAGAUAGAAGCUAUAUUAUCAGAUGAAUAUAUUCACUCAAUUAAAAUUAUUUAGAUAAAAUUGUUUAUGUUUUCUUUCAAGCAAUCUAUCCUAUUUUUAUCCAUUUGCAAAUGCCAGUUUUGUGUGGUUUCUUAGCAUAUCAAAAUUAUUAUGUAGAAAAAUGUUUCUAGCUUUCUGAACAGCAAAUAAUUUGGUUUACAAAUAUUGUAUUAUUUCAGUGUGAAUAAAGGUGAGAGAAAAUAUGAGCAUUUAACCAAAAUGAUUCUACUGUGGCUGACUUAAAAGAAAAGAAGGAAAUGAGUGGGGACUUGACAUGUUUGAAUUGCAAGUUAUUCAGUGUAUGUUCCUCUCCUAAGGAGAACACCUGCUAGAAAGCAAAGUAGUCUGACUGCAGUGGAGAUUUUUGCUCUUGUGAAAAAAAAAGCCCAAAAUAAAAAAAAGUAGUAAAGCUGAUUGUA
Messenger RNA from Mastomys coucha (southern multimammate mouse), 4874 nucleotides. It is a transcript of the gene Ate1, whose product is annotated as arginyltransferase 1. Gene Ontology annotation, biological process: protein arginylation. Bases 207 to 1766 code for a protein of 519 amino acids. Gene Ontology annotation, cellular component: cytoplasm. Gene Ontology annotation, molecular function: arginyl-tRNA--protein transferase activity. Lineage: Eukaryota; Metazoa; Chordata; Mammalia; Rodentia; Muridae. The record is from RefSeq and is a predicted model, not a curated record. The transcript has 12 exons.